Molecule: messenger RNA, 5930 nt
Organism: Aethalodelphis obliquidens (Pacific white-sided dolphin)
Lineage: Eukaryota; Metazoa; Chordata; Mammalia; Artiodactyla; Delphinidae
Gene: POT1
Product: protection of telomeres 1
Exons: 20
Coding region: 279-2636 (785 amino acids)
Biological process (GO): regulation of telomere maintenance via telomerase; telomere capping
Cellular component (GO): chromosome, telomeric region; nuclear telomere cap complex
Molecular function (GO): G-rich strand telomeric DNA binding; telomerase inhibitor activity
Source: RefSeq, a predicted model, not a curated record
GUUGCUAGCGUGCGUGUGACGUCACGGGCGCGCCAGUCUGAACUCUUCCGGGUUUCUGUUUAGAGCGCUGGUCAAUUUCCAAGUACGUUUGGAGUUCGUUGCUUGGGUACAAGUGAUGACUAACUUAAAGGAAAGGAAAAGCAAAACUAAAUCAAAGAAGCUUAAAGCAAAUUAUUGACUACAUUUUGGAUAAAACAUUGGGCUUUGUGUUUUCAGCAGUAAGCUAUCAACUUCCCUAACUGAAUUUGCUUUCCACGGCACUGUGAAGCAGAUCUGAUAUGCCACUUGAAUUAAUAAAAGAAGUCAAAGGACUGCCUGAAGUUGAUCUGCUAAGUAAAUUACACAAAGUAGAUUUCAGAUACCUACAGCCAGGUUGUGAUUAUAGCAGGAAAUAUAUCGAGGGAAAACUCUCACUUAUCUCUUCUUUAACUUAUGGUGGAAACAGAAGAGCUGUUUUGAAGAUUGGACUACAAGAACAAGAAAAUUCAAAUUCGGAUAUCAACACCCUCAGUGUAUUAUUUUUUGGAAAAUUAGCAAAGGACUGUGCUAAAGUUUUCUAUGAAGGGGACACCAUUGCAGUGGCCGGAUUUGUUAUUUUGUCAGCAUCUUCAUCUACAAGCAGAGAUGGUAAACUUCGCUUAUUUUUGAAAGCAUCUGAGGACUUCAAAUCAACUGUUUAUGUUUAUGUUAAAUCCGUAAGAGAUUUUUCUACAGAAUCAAUGUCUUUGGUUCCAGCCACACAUUAUGUAUAUACACCCCUGAAUCAACUUAAGAGUGGCAUGAUUGUCAAUGUCUAUGGUGUUGUGAAGUUCUUUAAGCCUCCAUAUCUGAGCAAAGGAACGGAUUAUUGCUCAGUUGUAACAAUUGUGGACCAGACACAUGUAAAGUUAACCUGCCUGUUCUUUAGUGGAAAUUAUGAAGCCCUUCCAAUGAUUUAUAAAAAUGGAGAUAUUGUUCGCUUUCACAGGCUGAAGAUCCAAGUAUAUAAAAAGGAGACUCAGGGUAUCACCAGCUCUGGCUUUGCGUCUUUAACAUUUGAGGGAACUUUGGGAGCUCCUAUCAUACCUCGUACUUCAAGCAAGUGUUUUAACUUCACCGCUGAGGACCACAAAAUGGUAGAAGCAUUACGUGUUUGGGCAUCUACUCAUAUUUCACCUUCUUCAACAUUAGUGAAAUUGUGUGAUGUCCAGCCAAUGCAGUAUUUUGACCUGACUUGUCAGCUCUUAGGCAAAGCAGAAGUGGAUGGAGCAUCAUUUCUUCUAAAGGUAUGGGAUGGCACCAGGACCCCAUUCCCAUCUUGGAGAGUCUUAAUACAAGACCUUGUUCUUGAAGGUGAUUUAAGUCACAUCCACCGGGUGCAGAAUCUGACAAUAGACAUUUUAGUCUAUGACAACCAUGUUCAAGUGGCCAAAUCUUUAAAGGUUGGAAGCUUUCUUAGAAUUUAUAGCCUACAUACCAAACUUCAGUCAGUCAAUUCAGAGAACCUGGCAACAUUUUUAGCCCUAGAGUUUCAUCUCCAUGGAGGCACCAGUUACGGUCGGGGAAUCAGAGUCUUGCCAGAAAGUAACUCUGAUGUGGAUCAACUGAAAAAGGUUUUAGAAUCUGUAGAUUUGCCAGCCAAUCAGCGUUUAGAGGGUAUAUGUCAAUCAGAACAUGAGGACAGCUUUUCAAAUAUUUCAAGCUCUGGAUCAGUGUCACUAUAUGAGUUAGAAAGAUGUCAACAACUGUCAGCUACAAUACUUACGGAUCAUCAGUAUUUGGAGAAAACCCCACUGUGUGCUAUUUUGAAACAAAAAGCUCCUCAACAAUAUCGUAUCCGAGCAAAAUUGAGGUCAUAUAAGCCCAGAAGACUCUUUCAGUCUGUUAAACUUUAUUGUCCUAAGUGUCAUUCACUGCAAGAAGUUCCACAUGAGGGUGAUUUGGAUAUAAUUUUGCAAGAGGGUGCAACCAAAACCCCAGAUAGCAAACUACAAAAUACAUCAUUAUAUGAUUCAAAUAUCUGGACCACUAAAGAUCAAGGAGAACGAAAAGUAGCUGUUCAUUUUGUGAAAAAUAAUGGUAUUCUCCCACUUUCAAAUGACUGUCUAAUUUUGAUAGAAGGAGGUACACUUAAUGAAAUCUGCAAACUCUCAAACAAGUUUCAUAGUGUAAUUCCUGUGAGAUCUGGCCAUGAAGACCUGGAAGUCCUUAACCUUUCAGCACCAUUCCUUAUACAAGGAAAAAUACAUCACUAUGGAUGUAAACAGUGUUCUAGUUUGAGACCAAUACAGAAUCUGAAUUCCCUGGUUGAUAAAACAUCGUGGAUUCCUUCCUCUGUGGCAGAAGUACUGGGUAUUGUACCUCUCCAACAUGUGUUUGUGAUGACAUUUACUCUUGACGAUGGAACAGGAGUACUGGAAGCUUACCUCAUGGAUUCUGAAAAAUUUUUCCAGAUUCCAGCAUCAGAAGUCCUAAUCAAAGAUGGCCUUCAGCAAAUUAUGGAUAUGAUCAUGGAUAUGUUUUGUCCUCCAGGAUUAAAAAUUGAUGCAUAUCCAUGGUUGGAAUGCUUCAUCAAGUCAUAUAAUGUCACAAGUGGAGCGGAGCAGCAAAUUUGCUAUCAGAUUUUUGACACCACAGUUGCAGAAGAUCUUAUCUAAUUUUGACAUUCAACUUACCAUAGGUAACAUGCUAUAAUUUUGGAAGACAUUACUAUUUUCUAUGCGAUUGCUAUAAAAGACAUAAGAGAUUUUAGCUCUGUAGUUUUCCAUUUUAACCAGUAUUUAAAAAUUUUUUGACAGAUAGGCAUUGUGUUAUCUUAAUGCCCUCUUAUAAGUUAAAAAUGUUCCUGUUGCUCAAAAUAUUCAGUAUGAUGGCUGUGAGGGAUAUAAAAGAGAGACAUCGAAUAAAUAAGGACUGUGUUUUCAUUUACUCUUUACUCUCCUCCUUUCGGAGAAGCUAUUUUGUUACCCUACCCUAGAAGUCACUCUCCCUAUUGGUUUUUCCAUGUAUCAGCCACUGAUUUCUCUGCCAUCUAUCAUGCCUGGUUGAGCUGCUUUUUCUGCCCUGAUUUUUAUAUCAGCAAUUUGGGUGAUUUUAGCAUGUAUAUGGGAUUAGGAAAUGUCCUUACCUUAAAUCUUCCACUCUUACUGAGCACAAGGAUUUGAUCUGUUUUGUUUUCAUGCAAAGGGAUCUGCUUGAACAAGUACUCUUGAAGAAGUGCUUGUCUGAGUGAGCUACAGUGUGCUUGAAAAGAGUGAUUUGCUUUAAGUGGGAGUAGCAGAAUUGCUUUCUUUGGGUGCUGACUUUGACCAAUUGAGGAUAAAUCCAUUUUUUCAGACCUGAAUUAUGUGCUUUGAUUGCUUGUUUCUCUACAUGAUAUUAGAAGUUAUUCCAUUCCUCCUCAACCUAAUCAAGUGGUCAGAUCUGCAAUGUUAGUGACUUAGGUAUGUUACCCUUUUUGUUAGGGUCUUAUGUAAAAUAUACUUAAAUUUCAGGUUGAACAUUGAAUGAGAAAUUAACUCAGUAUGAUAGUCUGCUUUUUACCUGAUGAUAUUUGUCAAAUUUAAAAUCAUGAAUAUUCAGUUUUAUACAAAUGCUUCUGUAUAUUUAUAUAUAUGUAAAGAUUUAUGUAUGUUAUUUCCUGAAGACUGAGAGAUACAGAUCUGCCUAGUUCAAUAUUAGUGAAGAAUAAAUAAAUGUACACAUUUCAACUGUUUCGUUUAUUUGCCCUAUGUUGAGCUGAGGCAUGAUUUGAGGUGAAGAAUCAAAGCAAGUGUGUCAAUAUAGCAGAUAUUUAGGACUGUCUACACACCAGGUACAAUACUAAGUAAGCCCUUAACAUGUAUUUUAGUUUCAAAACAACCCAUCAUCCUGAUAAGAAAACUAAGGUUUCACUGAUAAGCUGACUUGACCAAAUGCAUACAAUUAUUAAACGCCAGUCAGCACUUGAAUUCAGGUAGUCUCUGCUCAGGGGCUGCACUGUUAGCCACUUCAGGCCUCUGGAGCAAAAGCUGGUACGGGAUUUUCUGCAAGUGAAUUCUCCCUUAAAUAUCUGAAGUAAUAUCACAGAUAGAACCAAAAGGCUUUUCACACCUUACUGGCCAAAAGGAUUGAAUAUCUGAUUUUCUCUGCUCACAAUAAUUCUAAAUUCGAAUUCCUGAGUAUAUUAGCACAUCUCCAGACCUAACUACCCAUCUGCCCCAUCGCUGAAUUAUCAGCUUGUUCAAGACAAUGAAAGAGACCAAUGCUGCUGUUUUGGAGAUGUACACUCUUGGUUCAAAACAUAUUCAAGGAAAAACUUUUAAGAAAUGUUUUAAGAAAAUUUUGGUAUUGGUGGUAUGCUAGGGACACAAAAGUGAGAGAGGCAUUUUCACUUCCUUCGGGAAGCACCCAGUCUAGGAGAGUAAGGGUCAGAGGUGCAGGGAGUGCCACACGUGUCAGCCUGUGCUGUCUGCCAGUUAAUAAAGUAAAACUAUGAAUUUUCACGAUUUCUCUUUACCUUUUGUUUUGGUUAGUAAACCCCUACAUUUUUGUUUUUAACUUUUCAGUUUUGAACAAGAAGCGUUUGUCAGCCCCUAGUGUUUAUCCAGUGGUGAUGUAUGUGCCUUACCCUAAUCGGGAACCCAAGUGUAAGGGGAGUUCCAUUUCUGUAGCAACAACUAGAUGAUAGUCCAUCCUGCCCAAUUUUGAGCCCUGUCCCCUUUGUAGUCUGUGAAUAUUGGUAGAAUCUUCCUGUCAGAUUUUAAAUUACACAAAUUUAAGAAUGUAGUAUGCAUACAGCUUCUUCCUCAGUCUCCAGUCUCCACAGCAUCCAUUGUUUCAGACACUACUGGAUUCUCUUGAGGCCCCCAUGCUGUUCUGUAUGAGGAAGAGAGCGCAUGUCUUAGAAAAUCUGAGGCAGCCGAUUCCUCUUUAUCUAGAUGUGAUAAUGAAAAGUGCUCACAGGCUCUUUCUGUGGCCACCUCAUACUGCUUUAUUUGAGGGAACUACACCUGCCGAGAAGGAGUGCAUCAUUCCCCAUUUCGUUUUACCCUGGUCAUGUUGCACAUUGGGUGUUGUUUCUAAAUAAAUAGAGAAAGGCCAGUGUUGAUGGAACAGAAGGAGCUGAAUACAUCUUUGACUACCUGGGAAAGCAGUCUCCACACAAUACUGGCUGCCCGGUUUUCAAAUCUGUAGAUCCUGUACCCAAGCUACUUGCACACACAGGAAUGGGCCAAAAUCUUUCUCCUGCCUGUUCCCCAGCUGACUGUUCUUUUGUUUCUGAAGUCAAAGCAUGCAUUUGUCACUAAUUGUGACUCUCAAUCCAGCCAAUCUCUUCUAUACUCUGUGGAAGCUUUCAUUGGUAUCUGGGGAAAAUGCUACAUUCUUCUGAUUAUUUUCAGUAUUUUGAAUUUUGACCAUGCAUUUCAUCAAGUUUUGUUUUCAUCUAGAAUUUUUUUUUAAUGAAAGUGAUAUGUACUUGUAAGAAUUUGAAACAGCAUAAAGUAUAUAAGGUUGAACUAAUUCGUGCUUUAACUAGUACCCCAGAGGAAACCACUUUUAACAAUUUGGUGUAUAAUUUUCCAGACUGUUUUCCUGGAGAACAUGUAAGUAUGUGUAUAUAUACAUUUUUUUAAAUAGCAUUAUGCUAUGAAUAUAUUUUGCAACUUGCCUCUGUCACUUCAUAGAGUGGAUUUUGUUUUUUUAUGUCAGUACACAUAGAGAAACUUGUUUGUAAUCAUUCAGCAUAAGUCACUUUUUAGUGGGGAAUUCUCCUAUCAUUUCAUUUUCUAUUUUUGUAGUGGUUUGGGGUCUAAGUGUUCUUCUUAUGCCAAUUUUGGAAUUUUAUAUUUUUAUAGAACGUAUUCUGUUGUUGACUUUAUUACCUUAUAGUUAUUCAUAAUAUUAUUUUUAUUACCCAGUUUGUAUUUUAUCUGGUGUAUUUUCCCUUUAAAUAAAUCUGGAGCCCCUGG